Sinocyclocheilus anshuiensis is the source of this 2189-nucleotide messenger RNA. RefSeq names its product kinesin light chain 1-like. The record is from RefSeq and is a predicted model, not a curated record. The transcript is spliced from 16 exons. Gene Ontology annotation, molecular function: kinesin binding. Gene Ontology annotation, cellular component: cytoplasm; kinesin complex. Gene Ontology annotation, biological process: microtubule-based movement. The coding region runs from base 167 to 2056 and encodes 629 amino acids. Lineage: Eukaryota; Metazoa; Chordata; Actinopteri; Cypriniformes; Cyprinidae.
GCGUGCGCAGUGCCGGCUCGGUUCUCGGUGCUGCUGACCUCUCCUACUCCGCUUCUGGAUGUGGGAUGUGUUUUCUGGUUGUUUGUCCUUGAUUUAAUACGGUGUGGUACAUUAGUGCAGCGGACGCAGCAGUGGUCGUACCAGGCCUCCUGACCUCCAUCAGAGUAUGUCCACCAUGGUUUACCCCCACGAGGAGAGACUAGAGAAGCUGACGCAGGAGGAGAUCAUCUCCAGCACUAAACUGGUGAUUCAGGGUCUGGAAGCUCUCAAGAGCGAGCACAACUCCAUCCUGCAGAGUCUGGUGGAGACCAUCCAGUGCUUAAAGAAAGAUGAGGAGGCCAGUUUGGUUCAUGAGAAGUCCAGCCUGCUGCGCAAGUCUGUGGAGAUGAUUGAGCUGGGCCUGGGUGAAGCGCAGGUGAUGAUGGCCCUGUCCAACCACUUGAACGCAGUGGAGUCAGAGAAGCAGAAGCUGCGUGCUCAGGUGCGACGGCUCUGUCAGGAGAACCAGUGGCUGAGGGACGAGCUGGCCAACACACAGCAGAAGCUCCAGAAGAGCGAACAGAGCGUCGCACAGCUGGAGGAGGAGAAGAAACAUCUGGAGUUCAUGAACCAGCUCAAGAAAUAUGAUGAUGGUGUCUCACCAGAGGAAGAGAAAAAUAGUGAGACUCCCAGAGAUGCCCUGGACGAUUUGUUUCCCAAUGAUGAAGACGACCAGGUCUCACACCGGCACAACAGCGCCGCGCUUGCUGCCGCUCAGCAGGGAGGGUAUGAGAUCCCAGCGCGCCUCAGGACCCUCCAUAACCUGGUGAUCCAGUAUGCCGCUCAGGGCCGCUACGAGGUGGCCGUGCCUCUCUGCAAACAGGCUCUGGAGGACCUGGAGAAAACCUCUGGACACGACCAUCCCGAUGUGGCCACCAUGCUCAACAUCCUGGCUCUGGUCUACAGGGACCAGAAUAAAUACAAGGAAGCUGCUCAUCUCCUUAAUGAUGCCCUGUCAAUCAGAGAGAAAACCCUGGGCAAUGACCACCCAGCUGUGGCAGCCACCCUAAACAACCUGGCGGUCCUGUACGGAAAGAGAGGAAAAUACAAGGAAGCAGAACCGCUGUGCAAGAGAGCCUUGGAGAUCAGAGAGAAGGUGUUGGGGCGGGAGCACCCAAACGUGGCCAAGCAGCUGAAUAAUCUGGCUCUGCUCUGUCAGAAUCAGGGGAAGUAUGAGGAGGUGGAGUAUUAUUACUGCAGGGCUCUAGAUAUCUACGAGAAAAAACUGGGACCUGACGACCCGAAUGUUGCCAAGACCAAAAACAACCUGGCUUCAUGCUAUCUGAAACAGGGCAAGUACAAGGAAGCUGAGAUCCUCUACAAAGAGAUCCUGACGCGCGCCCACGAGAAAGAGUUUGGAUCUGUAGAUGGUACGAUCAAUUCUUUUUCAGUCCCGGCUGAAGAGAAACUCCUCCACAACAGGAUUCUGCCACUGUAUCUUGUUCUUUGGCAGGGAAAGUUGGCAGAUGGGAAUCAUUAUGGGGAAUACGGAGGCUGGUACAAAGCCUGCAAGGUGAACAGCCCCACGGUAAACACCACGCUGAGGAACCUGGGUGCUCUGUACCGUAAGCAGGGUAAAAUAGAGGCGGCUGAGACCCUAGAGGAGUGUGCCAUGAGGUCCCGCAGACAGGGAGCGGCAGUGGACCCUCAGAGAGAUGGAGAGAGGCGGAGGAGCACUGCAUCGAUCUCCAGCGUGAAGUACGACUGCAGCAGUGACGCCGGAGAAGAGGGCAGUGUGGAGUGGAAUGGGGACGGGUCUCUCAGGAGAAGCGGCUCUUUCGGUAAGCUCAGGGAAGUCCUGCGCAGAAGCAGCGAGAUGCUGGUGAAGAAAAUCCAAGGAACCAUGCCACCAGAACCUCGCAACACAAACAUGAAGAGAGCCGCGUCCCUCGGCUACCUGAACAGUAACGGAGAUGACGACGACUCUUUUCAGGGUUCAGGAGCAGCGAGGACGCUGAGAAACAGCAGGCCUCUGAGCUCAAGCACAGUGGAGCUGUACAAAAGCACAGACCAAUGAAAAAUACAUACAUGUUCUGACUCAUUUCUUACUAGAUUUGUAGGAGGAUUUGGUUCAUGUGCUUUCAAUCAUGAACGCUUUUGGCUUUACACACUCGUAUAAAUCAUGCAUGUUUCUUUUUCUUCAAGGAAUA